AUGAGGGUAACGAAGGCCCGGUUUAAUGCUGGACUUCUGUUCGUGACUGCUUGCGCGUUGGCUGCCCAAGACGAUCCCCGAGUUGCCCCGCCCGCCGUUACAGUGAAUGUCGACCGUGGCUCUCAGGAUAAACCGGACAACGAGCAGAUCUUGAUCGCGGAGGUAGUUGACGACGGCAGCAAGAACGGCACUCUGACCGCCACGUACAAGAGCGAUUUCCCCGGGACCUACUGGGUGUACAUCGAUGAAGUCGAGCUUUCCCGAAAGGAUGCCAACAACGAUAUCGCGGAUACAUUUUGGAGGCCCGGUACAUGGCUUUCCUCGAACGUGGCCAGUGCGGCACAUGGAGUUUUGAGAAACGGGUGGGUGUUUCAACCCAUAUCGUGUGUUCUCGACACAUUUUCUUAUGAGGAUCUCAUGCUCCUGGCCAGCCUGGACAAGGAGCCGACGUGGCUUCUGGUGUUGGGUGGAUCGGUCCAAAGAGGCGUGUUUCUGACCCUGAUAGACAUGGUCUUAGCGGCAGGACAAAAGAACGAUAUCAUCUCAAGCGUACUUCGGAAAUGCUGGGGGUACGCCGACGUCCAGGUUGGAAACCUUCGCCUAACGUAUCAGGGGUGUUACUGGACGGAAGAGAACCCUACCAUGACCGCUCUGAAAGGCGUCGGGAUUCGGUUCGGCGGCAGGUGGCCAAACGACGACAAUGGACUCGGUAAAAUGGACGGUUACCAAACCCGAGAUUCUCGCGUAUCGUUCAUGAGCGUGUUUCCUAUGUACCAGGCGAAACUCUUCGAAAACCAAAAAUCGAGAAACGGACUUCGUCGUUUCGCCGCCAGCCAACACUUUCACUUCGUCUCCACAGACGCGUCCGCCCCCGAAACGCGCAACGGGACAAUCAUGGUGCACUCCACGAUAACAGAGAUGCUGGCUAACGUCAUGGUCGGCCGGGCCGUGGAAACAAAGGCGAAGCUUUACGCAAAGGCCGCCGCAUCAACGGACGAGAUACGAAAAAUUAGCGCCGAGGUCGGGAAGUCGUUCCAGGUGUGCUCGGAUUGCCCUGGUUCUCUUCUGCCAUUCCACGUCAAAGGUAUCCCUGAGCCUGUCUGCGACAUCGUCGAGUCCCUGCCAGGACAGGCGAAGACGGGCGAGGUGUGGAGUGGAGACCUGUGCCCUGAUUGGUGCAUGAAGCAGGCGCCGGUGUCUCAGACAAAGACCGAAUCAGAUGUCGUGAAGGUCCGAGAGUGUGGUGGCAAUACUGACCAGCCAUGA
Molecule: messenger RNA, 1266 nt
Organism: Ectocarpus siliculosus
Lineage: Eukaryota; Phaeophyceae; Ectocarpales; Ectocarpaceae
Source: the annotation of a GenBank genome assembly